AGCCCCAGCGGCGAGCCGCGCUCCAGCUGCCGGCUGCGGGCUCCGGAGCGCCCCGGGGCCGGUUCCCCCGCGCGCUGGCUCCCAGGGGCGCAGCCCGUCUGCCGGGCCGGCCGCUUCCCAGUGCGGGGACCGACCCCCGGUCCCCGGGCAGCCGCCUCGCCCGGCCCGGCCCCUGCGCCCUCCCGUGCGCCCAGGGCGCGCCGCGCUGGUCCCGCGCAGCCACUGGGGGCGCGUCGCGUCGCGGCCGGGAGCGGAGCGGAGCGCAGCGGGCCGGAGGCAGCGGGCGGGCCAUGCCGGCGCAGGUGCCAGUGACGUUCGAGGACGUGGCGGUCUAUUUCUCCCCGGAGGAGUGGGCGGCGUUAGCGGAAUGGCAGAGGGAGCUGUACCGGGACGUGAUGAUGGAGAAUUACGAGCUGGUGGCAUCUUUGGGCUCCGCGGGCCCCAGGCCCAAGGCAUCGGCUAGAAGAGCCAAGCGAGAGAAGGCGCCGUAUGUCUGGGACCAUCAGUACUCGAGAGCGAAAGUCCUGAUGCUUCCAGCACAGGGGAACGACGCCCCCAAGCAGGUGAGACCAGCUCCGGAGCCGGUGACCUUCGAGGAGGUGGCGGUCUAUCUCACCACCGAGGAGUGGAAGGAGCUGAAGGACUGGCAGCGGGAGCUGUAUCAGGACGUGAUGAAGGAGAAUUACGAGCUGGUCACCUCUGUGGGAGACACCGUGGAGAAGCCAGAGAUUGUCUCGAGGCUGGAGCGCGGGGAAGAGCCGUACGACCCCCGAGAGAGACACGUUCCUGGUCCCCACGGCAUGGCAGGUGGUGGGACCCGGGGGCCUGAGGAGGAGGAGACACAUUGUGAGGAAGAGCCGGCAGGGCUGGAGCCGAGCGAGAUGCUGACGGGGAGAGACGUGGCGAGAGUUUCCCGAGGCUCGUCCGGGACCGGAGCCAGCGCCAGUCGGAGUCAGCGCAAAGGGCACCCGGGCCAGGGGAGGCCUGUGGGGAAUGGACAGGACGAAGCCCUGUGGGGCGAGAGGCAGGCCAGGGACUGCCCAGCCAGCGCUGAGCCCCAGAGCAACGGGGCCCCAGAGAGACUCUGCCCAGCGCCCGAGAACCAGGGGGGCCGUGUGGGGACGGGAGCUGUGCCUCUAACCCCCACUGCAGAGGGGCUGUGUGUGGGGAGCAUUGGGCAGGGCGGGAAGCCAACAGCGGAGCACGCUGCCCCUGGGGGAGGGGGGCCCUACAAGUGUGGGGAGUGUGGGAAGGGCUUUGGCAGCCAGGCCUCCCUGGCCAAGCACCGGCGGCAGCACGCCGGGGCGGGCGCCUUUCCCUGCAGCCAGUGCGGCAAAGCCUUCAGCAACAAGGCCAACCUCCUGCGGCACCUGAAGCUGCACAGCGGGGAGAAGCCAUACGGCUGCGCCGAGUGCGGGCGGCGCUUCCGCACCAAGCAGACCUUCCUGUCGCACCAGCGCGUGCACACUGGGGAGAAGCCCUUCGCCUGCCGCCAGUGCGGGCGGAGCUUCACGCGCAAGGAGAACCUCGUGCGCCACCAGGAGACCCAUGUGCACAAAGAGCCCCACACUUGCCCUGAAUGUGGCAAGAGCUUCCUGCACGAGGGCUCGCUGCUCCUGCACCGCCGCGCCCACUCCGGGGCCCGGCCCUUCCCCUGCGCCCACUGCAGCAAGAGCUUCAACUGGAAGACGAACCUCACCACCCACCUGCGCAGCCACGCCGGGGAGCAGCCCUCCGCCUGCCACCAGUGCGGCCAGCGUUUCGGUGACCGUGGAGACCUGCUGCGGCACCAGAGGGCCCAUGCGGGCGGUGGGCUGCCGACAGGCUACGGCAACGGGGAGACGUUCAGCGAGUUCCUCCAGAUCCACGAGAUGCUGAUCUCCCGCACACAUGCCCGCAAGCCCCUCGGUGCCCUCACCAAGUACAAAUGAAACCUGGCUGCAGGGUGGGGGUGGCUCUGCCAGUGCGGGAACAGGGGAGGAUGCCCAGCCCCGUCUCCCAGCACAUGGCAGGAUAGAUGACCCUGCCAAUGCUGGUACACCAGGGGGGUUACAGCCUGGCUGGGGGGUGCUCUCCGGAGCUCUGGCUCCUCAGUGCCAGCUCUUCCCGCAGGAGUUUUCCUUUGGGUAGUUAUUGGUUCUUGUCCAGCUAGUUCCAGCUGCUGCUGCCAGCUGCCCCCUUGGGUGCACUGGUCCCACUGACUCCUAGUGAUGAAGUCCUAGGUAAUAAUAAAGGUAAUAAUUGGAGAUAUACCAAUCUCCUAGAACUGGAAGAGACCUUGAAAGGUCAUUGAGUCCAGCCCCCUGCCUUCACUAGCAGGACCAAUUUUUGCCCCAGAUCCCUAAGUGGCCCCCUCAAGGACUGAACUCACAACCCUGGGUUUAGCAGGCCAAUGCUCAAACCACUGAGCUAUCCCUCCCCCAGAGCAGCAAGCAGCCAGGGCUGCUCUCUGAGCUCUGAUGUCGCCGACCCUUGCUGGAGAGGCUGCUCGGACAUGCCCCGACAGCCAAUCCCUAGCAGAGAAGAGCUGGGCCUAGGAGGAAUCUUCCGGGCCGGCCCCAGGUAGUGUGCAUGGCUCUGGCGCUCCAGCCAAGGGGUCCCGAGAGGCAGCGCUCGCUGCAGCAGGGCCCGCGGCUGGGAGAGAAGGCAGUGUUCCUGAGGGGGCGGAGGAGGUGCAGACGGCAGCUUGCUGUACUCCAGGCUGGGGUUUCAGGGGAGUGCAUGGUGACGGCAGGCUGGGUUAGCCUGGGGCUGGAGAGCCAGAGUCCGUCCGCAGUCGCAGUCCGGGGGCUGCCAGAGCAGCCUGGCUCGCAACGGGCCUGUAGCCACACUGGCGAAAGCCUGGCUGGAGGCACCAUUGGCCAGUGUCAGGUCUCAUUACCCAGCCAGGGCCGACUCACCGGUGGGUGCUUCUGAAUCCCCAUCGCCGGCCUUGCCCGUCCAGCCUCAGGUCACCAUUCUGACGACCCUCUGGUGAGAACCAUAGAAAUGCUGGGCUGGAAGGGACCUCGGGAGGUCACCAGGGCCAGACCCCGGCGCUGAGGCAGGACCAAGAAAACCCAGCGCAGCCCUGACAGGUUCAUCCAGAGGGUUCUUAAAAACCUCCAGUGACGGGGUCUCCAUGACCUCCCUUGGGAGCCUGUCCCAGAGCUUCACCGCCCUGAGUCUCUGCAAAUCGCCCUCUUGGUCCCCACUUCACUUUGAAGCUGCAGCUCCCAGCCUGGCUAGAACCUGAGCCCUUGCUGGUCCCCUCUGAAAUCUGGGAGCGCCACGUUUCGCAGGGUCGAGCCGUGUCCCCUGGGCUGGUUUGGGGGCUCCAGUGAUGCUGCAGUUCACAUGGGCGAGGGGGGACGGCCGAGGCGUGUUGGCAGCACCAACGGGAUCCUGUUUAAAGAACGUUUUUACUGAGAGUGUAAAUCCCCAGCCCAGGUGAGAAAUGUGCCAGCCUCACGCAGGAAGGGAUCGGCUGCCUGACGAAGCACUGAAACGCCGCGCGGCACAUAAAUACUCCUGUUGUCAGACCAAGUGUCCAAUAAAACACUUCACUUCUCGCUCCUUUGUGAAAUUGGUGAG
Mauremys reevesii (Reeves's turtle) is the source of this 3573-nucleotide messenger RNA. Its product is annotated as zinc finger protein 92 homolog. Gene Ontology annotation, molecular function: DNA-binding transcription repressor activity, RNA polymerase II-specific. Lineage: Eukaryota; Metazoa; Chordata; Testudines; Geoemydidae. Gene Ontology annotation, biological process: negative regulation of transcription by RNA polymerase II. Bases 291 to 1931 code for a protein of 546 amino acids. The transcript has 6 exons. The record is from RefSeq and is a predicted model, not a curated record.